AUGAUAUAUUUGCUAGAGACUGCGGUUGGAUAUGCAUUGCUUGACAGUGUUGAAGGGCAAGGAAAUGCAGAGUUGCUUGGUGUAUAUAGAUUCAAGGACAGUGAUGAGGCGAUGGAGUCAUCGAGAUGUCUGAUCCAAGGAACAGUACCCUCGAGUUUAGAAAGUUUCAUCAGUUCUAUUGAGUCGAAGAAAAAGGAGAUUCUGGGGGUGAAUGACCAGAAGCUUGUUGAACCGCUGCAUAAGAAGAUGGAUAGAAAGGUUGUGUAUGUGAACGAUGAUGUUCUGAGGAGCGCACGAUCUGAAGCAUAUAAGUACUUUGGAAUGAGUAUUUCUGAGUAUUCUGAAAGGGUUGUGUGCAUUGCACAUAAGAUAUGUAUGGGAAAGAUCCGAAUGGUGCCUGAGAAGAUUGAUACAAUGGUGAUACAAUCGGUGAAUCUGUUGUGUGACAUGGACAAGGACAUUAAUCUACACUGCAUGAGGUUGAAGGAGUGGUACGGAAUACACUUUCCAGAGCUACAGAGCGUAUUUGAAGGCAACAAGGAGUAUCUUGUGGCGGUGAUUGAAAUUGGUAGAAAGGAGAGCAUUGAUGAGGAGAAAAUGAAGAGGCUUGAAGAGAUGAUUGGAGAUCGAGCGGAGCGAGUGAAAAAGCUUGCUGAAAGCAGCAUGGGUGUUGCCAUGGACGAGAGUGACAUGCAGAACAUUCUGGAUGAUGCAAGGAGUGUACUAAAGAGCUUUGAGUUUCGAGAUGAGCUAGAGAAGUACAUUUGUGUGAAGAUGCAAGGGUUAGCGCCGAACCUGAUGGCAUUGAUUGGGGAUGUGAUGGGAGCACAGAUGAUAAGUAAGGCAGGAUCGCUGUCAAGCCUUGCAAAGAUGGCGGGAUCCACAAUACAGAUGAUGGGAGCGGAGAAGGCACUGUUCCAAGCACUGAAGGCGGAGUCAAACACACCGAAGUAUGGAAUUAUAUACGGAAGUUCAUUGGUUGGACAAACUCCUUCGCAGCAUAAGGCCAAGAUAGCAAGGAGCCUGGCAUCGAAGAUUGGCUUGGCAGCUAGGAUUGAUAUGUAUGGAGAUGACACGCAUAAGAACCAUGGUACACAUAUGAGGGAGCAGAUUAUGAAAAGAAUUAAGGAUCUGGAGAGCCGAGGAGGGAAGAGUAGAAAAUCUGUGAGCAGGCCGAAACAUGAGAUUAAGCCGAAUUUCUAUGAUGACUCAAAAGAUGUUAAGAAGGUUAAGUCAAAAUGA
Molecule: messenger RNA, 1242 nt
Organism: Ordospora colligata OC4
Lineage: Eukaryota; Fungi; Microsporidia; Ordosporidae
Product: Nop56p-like protein
Exons: 1
Coding region: 1-1242 (413 amino acids)
Cellular component (GO): small-subunit processome; box C/D methylation guide snoRNP complex
Molecular function (GO): snoRNA binding
Source: RefSeq, a predicted model, not a curated record